UUGGACUGGUGCUACAACCCUUUGGGCGACAGGGCCUACGGUCUUGGCGGGCUUAGCUCGGGAAGAACCCGUGUGUGGCGAGCUGCAGGAUCUUCCAGGCCAACUGGGGUCCGGGUCGGUUCAACAGAUGUUCCCUCAGCAGCGCCUGUUCUGUGCCGGCCCCUGCGUUCGCUGCGGGAACUCAGGUGAACCAGGCACCUUUUCGUGGUGUUUUCGGAGGAACUGACUGUUGGGGAGACCGAAGGAGGAGUCAACAGCGGUCUUAAGUGAUUUGGGGGCUUAAAGGAGCCACAUCACUAGCUGAAAAGAGGACCUGGAAGCGCAAACAUAACAUGUGCAAAAGUGUAUUCGGGUCUUCUUGUCUGGGCAGUGGUGAAAAUCUCAAUAUGGAAGGAGCUCAGAUGAAAAAUCGAGAAAAGAUAACGCCUUAAAAGAUGAUUGUGACCAUGGCUGCUGAAUCCGAUGUCCUGCAUUUCCAGUUUGAACAGCAAGGAGAUGUAGUCUUGCAGAAAAUGAAUCUCUUGAGACAGCAGAAUUUAUUUUGUGAUGUGUCAAUUUAUAUUAAUGACACCGAGUUCCAGGGGCACAAGGUGAUUUUAGCUGCUUGCUCCACUUUCAUGAGAGAUCAGUUUUUACUUACGCAGUCAAAACAUGUCAGAAUCACCAUCUUGCAGAGUGCAGAAGUUGGCAGAAAACUGUUGCUGUCUUGCUAUACAGGAGCACUUGAAGUUAAAAGGAAAGAGCUUUUGAAAUAUUUGACUGCUGCUAGUUACCUGCAGAUGGUUCACAUUGUGGAAAAGUGCACAGAAGCUUUGUCAAAGUAUCUGGAAAUUGAUCUUUCUAUGAAAAAUAACAAUCAGCAUACCGACCUGUGUCAGUCCUCUGAUCCAGAUGUUAAAAAUGAAGAAGAAAAUUCAGAUAAAGACUGUGAGAUAAUUGAAAUUUCAGAAGACAGUCCCAUAAACGUAGAUUUUCAUGUAAAAGAAGAAGAAAGCAAUGUUUUACAGUCUACAGCAGAGUUGACAUCAGAGAGGAAGGAAAUGAAGUCACCAGAGCUGUCUUCAGUAGAUAUUGGUUUUAAAGAUAACGAAAUUUGUAUCCUCCAUGUGGAAUCUAUCAGUACUGCCGGUGUAGAAAAUGAGCAGUUUUCACAGCCUUGUACCUCUUCAAAAGCAACCAUGUAUUUCUCUGAAACACAGCAUUCACUGAUCAAUUCUACAGUUGAGAGCAGAGUGGCAGAAGUUCCUGGGAAUCAAGAUCAGAGCUUAUUCUGUGAGAAUACUGAAGGAAGUCAUGGUACAGUGAAUGAGAUUCAGAACCUGGAGGAUGCUUAUUCACUGAGGCACCAGUGCCCCAGGUGUCCCCGAGGAUUUCUUCACGUUGAAAACUAUCUGCGCCACCUUAAGAUGCAUAAACUGUUCUUGUGCUUACAGUGCGGGAAAACAUUUACACAGAAGAAAAAUCUCAACCGGCACAUUCGAGGGCACAUGGGCAUACGGCCCUUUCAGUGCACUGUGUGCUUGAAGACCUUUACUGCCAAAAGCACACUUCAGGACCACUUGAACAUACACAGUGGAGAUCGCCCAUACAAAUGCCACUGUUGUGACAUGGAUUUCAAACACAAAUCUGCCCUCAAAAAGCACUUAACCUCUGUCCAUGGCAGAAGUAGUAGUGAAAAACUACCCAGGCAUGAUCUCAAAAGGCAAAAUCUACUAUAAUUAGAACCACACCUUGCUAUGUAAGCCUUGUAUCGUUCUGUUAGGCAAGUUUUUCUAUAGAAAUGCAGCAGUAUAGUUAUACUGCAUUCCCUUCCUCCCCCCAUCUUUGGGUCUUAAUUUUGGUCUGCCUACACGUGUUAUUCUUUCUAAACUUCUACGAACAGUUCCAAAGUGUGGGAGACAUGAUAAAGCUAAUGGGAUGCUGUCUUAUCUCAUGUAUUAUAUGUAAGUCCCAGUGGUAUAACUAGAGAAAUAAUGUUCCUGUCUUAAAUAUUCUUGAUUCCAGUGACAGAGGAUCCAGCAGUAUUUCUAGGUUCUGAUUUUGAGUCUCUAGAUAAAUGAUAUAAGUGUAAAAUCCCAACCAUAUAAUAAUUUUUAGGAAUUAGGAUAACAGGAAGAGAAAAUAACUUAAAAAAACCCGCUAUGAUCCAUUAUUAGUUCUUUGUAGAGCUAGUGAAAUAUAUAUAUAUAUAUAUACACACAUAUACAUAUAUGUGUGUGUGUAUCUAUAUAUAUAUUUACAAACUACUGUUGGAUUCUUAACUAAGUACCAAGGUACUUGUUUUAAACUGUAAGGGAACACACUUCAAAUUCACUUGGAAGUAGCGGAAUUUCCUUGUAUGUGGGCUAAUCUUAAAAUGAUGUUUCCAUGACUUGUUAGUAUACAUAAUUUAGAAGUGACUAAUUGGGCCCAGGUUUCUCAAUUUUAUUUAACAGAGUUGUAUUUAGUAAUUUUAUGACCAGUGAAAUUAUACCAUUGGCAUGAAACUCUGAAAAAUUUCUUUUAGAAAUUCCAAUUUUGGGGCACCUCGGUGGCUUAGUCAGUUAAACAUCUGACUUCAACCCAGGCCAUGAUCUCAUAGUUUGUGAGUUC
Herpailurus yagouaroundi (jaguarundi) is the source of this 2592-nucleotide messenger RNA. It is a transcript of the gene ZBTB6, whose product is annotated as zinc finger and BTB domain containing 6. Gene Ontology annotation, molecular function: protein binding; DNA-binding transcription factor activity, RNA polymerase II-specific; RNA polymerase II cis-regulatory region sequence-specific DNA binding. The record is from RefSeq and is a predicted model, not a curated record. Gene Ontology annotation, biological process: regulation of transcription by RNA polymerase II. The transcript has 2 exons. Bases 435 to 1718 code for a protein of 427 amino acids. NCBI's taxonomy places the organism in Eukaryota, Metazoa, Chordata, Mammalia, Carnivora, Felidae.